AUGUCUGAUUGCUACCCAAUUGAUUUUGAUGGAAUCACACUGAUUGAGUCACUUGCAAAAGGUGUACGUAGACUUGAAAGACUGCUACAAGAUACUAGCGAGAAAAAAACCGAGAUUAAAGAUCAAGUGGAAGUGGUUAGUAAGCUCAAGGAAAAAUUUGACCAUUUAAAGAGUGACCCUUCAAGCAGUAAAUCAGAGAUGGUCAAACUCAAAUCUAAGCUUGUUGGAUCCAUUGGGAUUUUUAAAAGCCUCAAAAGACAGAUGAAGGAGCUCAUCAAGGAGUAUUCGCAUACGAAUCAACAAAAUGUUCAAACACGAGCGAUGCUUGGAGAUUACUUUACGAAACAUCAUUCGGUUGGAUCAACGAACUCUGACGGUACGAUAAACACUGAACCAUAUCCUGGAUUCAAGAAAUGUUUUGAUCAUUUCUACUAUCGUUUACCACAAUAA
Messenger RNA from Batrachochytrium dendrobatidis JAM81, 450 nucleotides. RefSeq lists its product as uncharacterized. The record is from RefSeq and is a predicted model, not a curated record. The transcript has a single exon. Lineage: Eukaryota; Fungi; Chytridiomycota; Chytridiomycetes; Rhizophydiales. Bases 1 to 450 code for a protein of 149 amino acids.